AUGGACAUCAUUAGAUCAAGUACGUCGAACAAUAUCUGCGUUGUAGACGAGCGAUAUGUAGAAGUCGACCCUGCUCCAGAGGUUGACCGCACCACGAUUGUAUCUCUUGUUGCGAGCAUGGUGGUGUCUCUUGUUGCGCACGAGUGGUGUAGAGGACUGGAAACAGAAAUUGAAAAACUCAGAUCCAUGCAAGUCUAAGAGGAUCAUCGAUGAGCCGGUGCGUGAUCUUGUUUGCAUUUGCAAAUAGACGAAAUUCCGGUCCGAGUUGUAUGUUUUUGAAUUGGGCAGGGAUUUGUCACUGCCUGCGAUCUCACACAGGAUCAAGAACUCGCGAUCUCCAAUCGAUCCGCGACUCAAAC
This is a messenger RNA of Amoebophrya sp. A120, 359 nucleotides long. Lineage: Eukaryota; Dinophyceae; Syndiniales; Amoebophryaceae. The record is from the annotation of a GenBank genome assembly.